AUGCGUAGUUUUUCCCACCAGCAUUUCGCAAUCGGAAGGAGCUAGCCUAGUCCAGUUUACUCAUACUCGUCGGUCUAGCCUUCUAGCUCCGGGGACCCAGCUUCCCACUGUCUCAACCAUCUCACUUCGUGCAGCAUCUCUAGCGCCCCACUGCCCGCCGCUACCCUAAUCGCGAGUGCACCCACUCGUCCAGCAAGCUGCUUCCCCCGCCCGCUGCUCCAAGCUUCCUGCCGCUGCCCGUUACCCGCCCCCUCGGCGCUGGUUGGCUGCAAAGCGGGAACCGCUUCCCGCUGCUUCCCGCUUCGCGCAGCCCGUGCGAACCACUGAACGCGCAUCGCCCACCUUCCCACACUGCCAUAUCGCUGCUUCCCGCAGCGACUCGCUCCCUAGAGCCCGCUGUUCGACCCUUCCCCGCUUCCCGCUGCCCUCCCGAUUGCCGGUUCCUGCAAGCUUCGCGCUUGCGGAAUGUUUGGCCCCUUUCCAGGCACGGGGACAGAGAUGGAGAGAGGUGCGACGAAUGGAGCGUGGGAUGUGUGACCUCUGGGAGGGAGGAAGAGGGGUGAGAUAGGGGGGUGGAUAGGAGGCGCGUGAGGUGGGAGGAAUAGAGGCGAGAGAUGAGGGAAGAGGCGAGAGAGAAGGGAACAAGAGGGGCGAUAGACGGGUGGGGGGAGGGAGGAGAGAGAUCAGGGGGGAAGAAGAGAAGCGAGAGAGGGGGAGGACGAGAAGCGAGAGAGGGGGGAGGACGAGAAGCGAGAGAGGGCGGAGGAAGAGAGGACAGAGAGGGGGGAGGAAGAGAGGAGAGAGAGGGGGACGACGAGAGGAAAAGAGGGGCAAGGAAGAGAAGAGAGAGAGGGUGGGGGGGGAAGAGAGGUGAGAGAGGGAGGAGGAAGAAAACAGAGAGAGGGGGGAGGGAGAGAGGAGAGAGAGGGGGGAGGAAGAGAGGAGGAGAGGAGGAAGGAAGAGAAGAGAGAGAGAGAGGGGGAGUAAGAGAGGCGAGAGAGGGGGGAGGAAGAGAAGGGGGAGAGGGGGGAGGAAGAGAGGCGAGAGGAGGGGGAGGAAGAGAGGCGAGAGAGGGGGAGGAAGAGAGGAGAGAGAGGGGGGAGGAAGAGAGGAGAGGCCUGGGGGAGGAAGAGAGGAGAGAGAGGGGGGAGGAAGAGAGAGGAUAGAUCAGGGAGGGAAACGGCAUCACUGAAAUCAGCUGUCCCAAAACUGUCCGAGAACAGACAUUCCGGGCAGAAAUAGGUGUCUUUCCGGAAUGGUGUUUCGGACAGUUUUCCGAAUGAAGAUAUGAUGGUUGCGGGGUAGAACCCGGACACUUUUGGGAUUGCUCUCGGAAUGGAAACUGUCCGACAACUGGCCCUAAAGUGUCUGUACAGUGUUCCCUAGGCAUCGCAUAAACUGUCCAAUUCAUCCUCGCUAGUAACUCUCGAUUGUUUUGUACAAGUCAUGCUACGAUUAAACACUUUAUUCUACA
Closterium sp. NIES-67 is the source of this 1474-nucleotide messenger RNA. The record is from the annotation of a GenBank genome assembly. NCBI's taxonomy places the organism in Eukaryota, Viridiplantae, Streptophyta, Zygnematophyceae, Desmidiales, Closteriaceae.